Messenger RNA from Pseudozyma flocculosa PF-1, 804 nucleotides. RefSeq lists its product as uncharacterized. Lineage: Eukaryota; Fungi; Basidiomycota; Ustilaginomycetes; Ustilaginales; Ustilaginaceae. Gene Ontology annotation, cellular component: membrane. The transcript is spliced from 2 exons. The coding region runs from base 1 to 804 and encodes 267 amino acids. The record is from RefSeq and is a predicted model, not a curated record. Gene Ontology annotation, biological process: mitochondrial respiratory chain complex I assembly.
AUGGCCAGCAUCUUCCAAAAGGCCGCGCGCUUGCUCAACAUCGGCAAAGCUCGCCACAUUGUCGGCUACGACCUGGCGGGCAACGCCUACCUCGAGCUCCCCUCGCUCCACGGCUCCACCGACCCGCGCCACACCCGCCGCAUGAUCCAGUGGAAGGAAAAGAUGCACCACGGCGAAUACGACCAGCGCUCCCUCCCCGUACAGUGGACAAUGUGGCUCAGGCACACCCGCCGCGACCCGCCCUCGAUCCACGAGCUCGAGCAGGAUCGCGCCCGCAUCGAAAUGGUCCAGCACAACGCCCGCGUACUCGCCAUCCGCGACCAGGAGGAAAGGCAGCGCCUCCAGCAGCUCCGACUCGAGGAGCACAACCUCGCAAAGCAGCGCGCACAGCAGCAGAAGCUCGUUGCUUCCCGCUCAGCGGCGGGCGCAGUGCCCACAUCGACGGUCCAAGACGUCCAGGCAGAGGCCGAACGCCAACGCCGCGUAGCCUAUGAGGAGUCGGACCCGGACCCGCAGACGCUGCAUCCCCGAGGCACCGCAGAGGGCAGCGACGCAGCCUUCCGCCAGGAGCGAGUGCCCGACAACGACGUGUGGGCCGCCAGCAGGGCCAGGCUAGCGCAACAGGGCCACGCACCCGCCCCUCCAGAACAAGAGCUCUCGAGCCCCAUCCUCGAUGCCGUCCAGAGGAGAAAGGCCAAAAGGGCCGAGUUUGAGUCGGAAGAGUCGGAACGCGAACGGGCGAGGAGGGAGAUGUCAAAGAGCCCGCUCGAGGCAUUUGUACCCGUCGCAAAGCCGAGGCGGUGA